AUGAAAAAACAAGUGACAUUUGCAGAACGUCAGACUGUCCACAGGCUCCAUCAGGAUGAAGCUUUUCCAAGGACCAUUGGGAUAAAUGAAUCACAGAUGGCACUGAAAGAUGCAGCUGUGAACGUCAACAGUGGUUUGAAAAUCAACAGAUCACCAACUGCGAGCUGUGAACCACAACACCAACAUGGUACAACCAUACAAAUCCCCAAAACUAUGACCGCCGCCCCAUUUCUGAAGCAUGCAGCGCUCACACCAGCUCAGAGAGAGUAUCUGUACACCGUCGCAGCUUCUUACAGCGGUGCACACGUGCGGAACCUCAUCACCCAACACUACAUGAACGUGCUGCACAGGUGCAUACGAGCAGGAGACAAGCCGGAUGGACAGGAAAUUGUUGUGUCUUCUGUAAACCUACCAGGAACUCAUAAGAGCGAUAAACAUUCCUCAGAAGUCCUUUCCCCGGUGAAAAACAAGGAAAAGAUUCAAUCCUAUCUACCAAAAAUCUCAAACAGACAAGCCAGGAUUUCCAACAUAUCAGCAACAAAACAAAGAAAAAUGAAGAAACGUACAACAGUAACAUCGCCCACACAGAGAGGGAAAAGUCCAAGAAGAGCCAGGAUCAGGCUGCUGGAGGAGGAAAAGAAGACGGAGGGAGAGGAGGAGGAGGAGGAGGAGGAGUAUGACGAUUCUCUGAGUGAAUGUUUGAGUUCACUCUCUCUGGGAGAAUGGGAUGACGACGCUUUCUCAUAUUCAUAAAGGACAUUUCUAAUCCAGACUUUCUUUAUUGGUUUUUUCUUUCUUUACAAACAGUCAGGAUCUCAGUUCUUACAAAAGACAAUGGUUCCAAAACAAGCUUAAGAUCCAGUUAUUAUGGACAUAUCAGCCCAGAUGUAACCACCCACCCUGAACUACACACAUUCAAUCCAUUCAUACUCACGACAUACAUGUGCAAGGCACAGGUUACAAACAAGGGAAUAAAGGACAUUUCUGCUGAGAUCUCAUUUAUUUUUUCAGUAUUCCUGCUGCCUCAUGUGGUUCUGCACGUUGGCGCCCUCCAGUGGCAGCAAGGAAGAUUUUUUUAAGACUUAAUUUCUGGGAAAUCACGUGCUCAUUUCUGGUAUUUGUGCAGCUGAACGAUGAACACUUGUUCCACGUGUUCACAUGGCUUUGGAGAGAUGACAACCACAUUUAUUUUUAUUGACAAUUUACUACUACUUAUUAUUAUUACUACAUUAACUACAGUUACAGUUUCUAUGUACUGCAUAGUAUCAGUGGUGUAACAAGUAUUCAGAUCCUUUACUGCAGUAAAAGUACUAAUACCACACUGUGAAAAUACUCCACUA
Messenger RNA from Centropristis striata (black sea bass), 1340 nucleotides. Its product is annotated as protein FAM216A. The record is from RefSeq and is a predicted model, not a curated record. The coding region runs from base 1 to 753 and encodes 250 amino acids. NCBI's taxonomy places the organism in Eukaryota, Metazoa, Chordata, Actinopteri, Perciformes, Serranidae. The transcript has 7 exons.